This is a messenger RNA of Giardia duodenalis, 1611 nucleotides long. Its product is annotated as Ankyrin repeat protein 1. Bases 1 to 1611 code for a protein of 536 amino acids. NCBI's taxonomy places the organism in Eukaryota, Fornicata, Diplomonadida, Hexamitidae. The transcript has a single exon. Gene Ontology annotation, molecular function: protein binding. The record is from RefSeq and is a predicted model, not a curated record.
AUGACAGAGCUGGAGCGUAAUUCGGUACAAAGCUCUGCCUACUACUUUAACAAACAGUUACCUUUACAAACUGCACUUCCCUAUAAAGCUAUAUAUGAUCUUCCGCGUGUUGCGUGGGCGAAUUCAACCUCGAGAUACAUGCCCACACUUGAAGAUCUUACCGCCUUAUUUAUCAAGCGUGAAGUGAGAUUUUUAGAAGGUAUGGGAGCUACAUUAGCGCUAGGGAUAUUGGAACGGUCCAUGCUGAUCCAUUCAGAGGGCUGUACACCUCUUCUAUCCCCAGAAAAGAUUGUUGUUCCGGGCGACUAUCUGCCUCUUAUCCCAUACGUUCGGUCCCAGUGUACAGAGAUUUCCAUCAUUGAUGCCUUUGUACAAUUAGUUAAACGCAUCCAAUGCUGCAUACAGGAGAAGGAAGUAGAGCUACUAACAGAAAUUUGUGAGCAAAGUUCAACAUUGACCUUGAAACGAAUGUCUAAGGUUUUAUCCAGCUACUUUCACGGAAAAACCCCAUAUGACCUAAGGAAGGACACUGGAACGCUUUUUACUGCGGUAGAGCUUGGGCUGACAAGUGUCGAUGACGUGCGCAGCUUCACUAGUUGCUUCUCCAUGGUCCCUUUUGUCAUAGAUCUUUCCAUGAGCGACCAGGACGAUUAUAAUUCACAGGAGAGCCACAUACAGGCGCUCUCUCUGCAUGCUAUGUUGGGAGGCGAGGCCCCAAAGACUCCCACUCAGUUGACUAAUGGCGAUUCCUCGGCAAACUCUGGUAGAUAUGGAUGCACUACUAGUACUAGUGAAGAGCCACCUAUGAAAAAGACAUCAUUGGCUAACUCGCAUGAGCUCUUUCUUGCAGACUCGAAAAGAUAUCAGAAGCCGGUUGCCUUAGGUGGGAAAACGCCUCUCAUGGAUGCAGUGUACAACAAGGAUUCUGUGGCUCUCAACGAAAACCUCUCGUUUCUUGGACACGCAACAGAGAAGACCUUGGUCCUUGAUAUAGACGAUAAGACAGUAUCGUUUCCUCCGGGGACAACUGCGCUGAUGAUAGCAGCCAGAACAGGAUUCCUUGACGGAGUAAGAUUACUGAUCAGAGAGGUUCGCAUAAGGAAUAUGAGAGAUGAAACUGCGAUCAUGAUGGCGGCGAUUGGGAACCAUACUAAUUGUAUAGAGGAGCUCGUGCCGUACGAGGUACGGACUAGAGACAUGUAUGGGUAUACGUCCCUCAUGAAGGCAGCACAACUAAAUAACUAUGACGCAGCAAGAGUUCUUUGCCUUCACGAAUCGGGAUUGACGGCUCGCAAGCGUCGCUCAGCGCUUCAUAUGGCAGUAGAGAGAGCUAAUGUGGAUACAGUGCGCCUGCUUGCCAAGCACGAAGCAAGAAUUCCAGAUGCCAAGGGCGAAACGGGUCUACUGAUAUCCAUCACGAAGGCGAACAGGGACAUGAUUGUAGCAUUGGGUCCUCUGGAGGGAAAUAUACCUGCAUUGAACGGGCAAACGCCUCUAAAUCGUCUUAUGAAGUAUAAAAGCAAGUUUGCGUCUACGGAAGCUUACGAAGAAUGCCGGAACGCCAUCAUGCUCUGCGAGAAAAAGCCAGCCAAGGAUCAAAGAAAAGACUGA